Phoenix dactylifera (date palm) is the source of this 2601-nucleotide messenger RNA. RefSeq names its product glycosyl hydrolase 9C2 (gene GH9C2). The record is from RefSeq and is a predicted model, not a curated record. Gene Ontology annotation, molecular function: hydrolase activity, hydrolyzing O-glycosyl compounds; carbohydrate binding. Lineage: Eukaryota; Viridiplantae; Streptophyta; Magnoliopsida; Arecales; Arecaceae. Gene Ontology annotation, biological process: carbohydrate metabolic process.
AGCUCCUCACUUUUCUACACUCCCUCACUUCCCACCACCCUCUCUAUCUUCUCUUCUCCCCUCCCUCUUAGCUUCCCCCCAUCUUUAUUGCUGUUUAUCAGGAGUUUUAGCUAAUAAACCACCUACAUUGUUUCUUAUUAAGUUGAAGAUCAACUUCUUUGUACUUGCUGGGUUCUUUUUUCUUCUUCUUGUCUGGAAGAUCUUUUCUCAACCCUCUUUUUGAUAAUAAUAAUAAUAAUAAUAGUCUUGUUCUGAGGGAUGGGUGGGGCUGUGGUGCUGUUCAGUGUGUUGCUAGUUUUGGUGCCUCUGGCUUCUGCUGGCCAUGACUAUGGGAAGGCCCUGAGCAAAAGCAUUCUUUUCUUUGAGGCCCAGAGGUCUGGGUACCUCCCCAGUAACCAGAGGGUCACCUGGAGAGCUGACUCUGGCUUGCUUGAUGGAAAGGCUAAUGGGGUAGAUCUUGUUGGAGGCUACUAUGAUGCAGGGGACAAUGUGAAAUUUGGGCUGCCAAUGGCCUUCACCAUCACCAUGAUGGCAUGGAGCAUAGCUGAAUAUGGGAAGCAGAUGGCUGCAACUGGAGAGCUGGGUCAUGCCAUGGAGGCUGUGAAGUGGGGCACUGACUACCUCAUCAAAGCCCACUCAGAGCCCCAUGUCCUCUACGGAGAGGUUGGGGAUGGGAACUCAGAUCACUACUGCUGGCAGCGGCCGGAAGACAUGACGACCAGCCGGAUGGCCUACCGGAUCGAUGCUGACCACCCGGGGUCGGACCUUGCCGGAGAGACGGCAGCGGCGAUGGCCUCAGCUUCAGUUAUCUUCCGGCGGUCGAACCCGGCUUAUUCCGGCCAACUCCUCAGCCAUGCAACCCAGCUCUUUGAGUUCGCGGACAAGUACAGGGGCAAGUACGACCGCAGCAUCACCGUCGCUCAGAAGUACUACCAAUCCAUCAGUGGGUACGGGGACGAGCUACUCUGGGCCGCGGCGUGGUUGUACCGGGCGACGAAUGACCGGUAUUACCUGGAUUACUUGGGGAACAACGGUGAUGCGUUGGGUGGAACCGGGUGGGCGAUGACCGAGUUCGGGUGGGACGUCAAAUACGCUGGUGUUCAAGUUCUCGCCUCCAAGCUCCUUCUCCAAGGGAAAGCAGCUCAUCAUUCGCCGGUCUUUGAGCGAUAUCAGCAGAAGGCAGAGUACUUCAUGUGCUCGUGCCUCGGAAAGGGUCCCCGCAAUGUUCAGAGGACCCCUGGAGGCCUACUAUUCCGGCAGAGGUGGAACAAUUUGCAGUUCGUGACAGGUGCCUCCUUCCUCCUCACUGUUUACUCUGACUACCUUUCAGCUACUGGGAGGAACAUACAGUGCUCUGCUGGAACUGCCAUGCCUUCAGAACUUCUCAUGUUUGCCAAGUCUCAGAUUGACUAUAUACUAGGAGACAACCCAAGAGCUACAAGCUAUAUGGUGGGAUAUGGCGGCACUUACCCGCAGCAGGUCCACCACCGUGCCUCCUCAAUUGUGUCCAUCAAGGUCGAUCCUACAUUCGUGAGCUGCAGGGGAGGUUACCAAGCAUGGUUCAGCCGCAAGGCCGGCGAUCCUAACCUCCUCGAUGGUGCCAUUGUCGGCGGGCCUGAUGCCUAUGAUAACUUUGCUGAUCAAAGGGACAAUUAUGAGCAGACUGAGCCUGCAACGUAUAACAAUGCUCCUAUGCUCGGCGUAUUGGCCCGUCUUCAUGGUGGCAAUGGUGCUUUCAGCCAACUCCUUCCUGUGGUGCUUCCUGCACCUAAUAUACCUGCGAAGCCAAAGCCAUCUACUCCUGCUCCAGUUUCUCAACCUAACUCACCAUUCGUUGUCGAGCAAAGGGCAACUGCAUCAUGGAAUCAAAAGGGAAAAACCUACUACAGGUAUUCCACAGUGGUGACAAACAAAUCAUCAAAGAAUGUGAAGGACCUCAAGAUUUCUAUAUCUAAGCUUUAUGGCCCAUUAUGGGGGCUCAGCAAGUCCAGCAAUGGCUUUGGAUUCCCAACAUGGCUCAGCUCUCUGCCUGCGGGAAAGAGCUUGGAAUUUGUGUACAUCCACGCAGCUUCUCCAGCUGACAUCCUGGUCUCAGGGUAUACAUUGGUCUGAGAUCAUCUGGAAACUCAAGCCACAAAAAAAAAAAAAAAGAGAGAGAGCUUGAUUGGUUUCAGGUGUUGAUUUAUGCAGUUAUAGUAUAUAGUCCAGAAGGGUUUUUUGUCCCCCUUCUUUUACCGUCGGUCUGGUAAAAACUAAGGAUAUAUUAAAUUAUUAAUAAGUGCUAGGAUUUAGGGGAGAAAGGAGUGAAGGGACAAAGGGAGUGCUCAUCCUCUUUCUCCUCUUCUUCCAAUAGCCUAUAAAGAUUGGAAGAUACUGUGAUAUGGAAAUGGUUGGGAGGUAAGGACCUUCCCAACUAGUAUUUAGGAGUUUGUGUUACUUCUCUUACCUCAUAUUAGCAACCUUUGGUUGUGUUGCUGCUGUUGUAAGCUUUCAAGUUGUAACUUUUUUCAUAUUGUGGAGAUCUAAGUGUGCUGCUUUUAUGAAACAUUGUAACCUUUGUUUUAGUUAAUGUGCAUCUCAUGCCUGCCCCUUUGCACUUUA